AUGCAAAAAGGGAAAAACGGCGUCCACCAUCUUCUCAGACGCCGCGUCCCAGUGACCUGGCAAGUGUGGCUUGACGCUUUUUCUUCACCUUCUUCUUCGCUACCCCUUUGGGCAAUCGCAAGCGCUCCCAAGCGGCUGGUCGGGGUCACCCGCCCUGCACGCUCAGCCCCCAUCCGAGCACGAUCUCAGAGCGAUCUGCAAGAACUCGUCCCUGCAUCUGUGGGGAAGCGUGGGAAAGCGUGCGCUUGUGCCAGCAUCAGAAUGUCUCGACUUCAGCCCAGCAGGGUCUGCUUGAGCCUCCAACAAGCCAAAGUAGCUGAAGAACCUAGAACGAACCAAGUGAUUCCAGCCGGCAUGAGCAAUAUCACUAAUCUUAUGCCGAGGGGAGGCGAAGACUCAUUCCUUGAGAAGGCCUUCACUUCGUUGGGCAUGGGGGUGCUGCGAGUAUUUCAUUUCAUUCAGCAUGCGAAGGAAUUGCUGUAUCGAGUCCUCGCCGUCGUCGGGUCCGAGGACCACGUAAUCGUGAAUCCCUAUCGCCCAGUCUCUAUUCUGCUUGGGGACUUUUCGGGUUUUGCAUUGUCCGUCGGCGCAAGUCGAACGUUCUGGGUCAUGCAAGAAGUGACCUGGUUUGCUCGAGUAUGGGCCAGAAGUGGUAAAUGGAACGCUGGUGGCCAUGCUGCUGCCGUCAAGUGA
This is a messenger RNA of Mollisia scopiformis, 693 nucleotides long. RefSeq lists its product as uncharacterized. The coding region runs from base 1 to 693 and encodes 230 amino acids. The transcript is spliced from 4 exons. The record is from RefSeq and is a predicted model, not a curated record. NCBI's taxonomy places the organism in Eukaryota, Fungi, Ascomycota, Leotiomycetes, Helotiales, Mollisiaceae.